GGGGGGAGCCCCGGAGAGCCCCGCGCGGGUGCUUCCCCGAACCUCCAGCCGUGGCUUUUCACUUCAGUGCCGAAGGGGUUGGGGAUUGGAAGGAGCUAAUAAAGAGUGAAUGAGCUACAGCCGCCAGCUACGGCGGCUGGAGACCGAGCGAGCACCCCGAGCUGUGCUAGGGGAAGGAGGGGAAGAGGGGAAGAGGGGAAGGAGGCGGAGGAGGAGGCGGAGGAGCAGAGGCAGCUCUCGCUCCUGUCCCUCCCACUCUUCCUUCUCUCCUCUCUCUCUCCCUGUUCUCUCCUCCGGCUGCACCGGCAGCCCAGCUCCGUCCUGUCCAUCCCUCCCUCCCCGCACUCACGCCCCCACUCGUCCCCUCACCAUCCCUCCAGCCUCGCAUCUCAUCCAAGGCACCCCCUUUCCCAACUGCCAUGGGUUAGGGUCCGGGCGGAGCGGAGGAAAAGGGAGCCCCAAAGCCAAACACUCAAUAAACCUGCCGCUUUCUCGCUGGCUGCCGGCUCGCCUGGGCUCCCAGGGAUGGGGAGAGCGCUCUGAGCCCGCGCCCCGGGGACGGGGAAGGAGGAGACAAGCGGGGCCAGGAGUAAAGAGCAGCUCAAAAGAGGGCGAGCAGAAGGGAAAGCGGUGGAGAGAUGAUUGCAGAGUUGGUGAGCAGCGCCCUGGGGCUCGUCUUGUAUCUCAACACCCUGAGUGCGGAUUUCUGCUACGAUGACAGCCGAGCUAUCAAGACUAAUCAGGAUCUUCUCCCAGAAACGCCAUGGACCCACAUAUUCUACAAUGAUUUUUGGGGGACUCUUCUUACCCAUAGUGGCAGCCACAAGUCCUAUAGGCCACUCUGUACCCUUUCUUUCCGUUUCAAUCACGCCAUUGGAGGCUUGAACCCUUGGAGCUACCAUCUUGUCAAUGUUCUGCUGCAUGCAGCAGUCACCGGCCUCUUCACUAGCUUCUCCAAGAUCCUCCUUGGUGAUGGACACUGGACCUUCUUUGCUGGCCUCAUGUUCGCUUCCCACCCAAUUCACACUGAAGCAGUGGCGGGCAUCGUGGGCAGGGCCGACGUGGGAGCCAGCUUCUUCUUCCUGCUCUCUUUGCUGUGUUACGUGAAGCACUGCUCCACGAGAGGCUCCACGUCGGGCACCUGGGGCUGGUUCCUCGGGACAGGACUCUGUGCUGGAUGCAGUAUGUUGUGGAAGGAGCAAGGAGUGACUGUGCUGGCCGUGUCAGCGGUUUAUGAUGUCUUUGUCUUUCACAAACUGAAAAUGGACCAGAUCUUACCUUCUAUUUACAAAAGGAAGAAUGUGCCUCUUUUCCUCAGUGUUGGCUUACUGACUUUUUGGGGGACCUCACUUCUGGGGGCCCGUCUCUACUGGAUGGGGAACAAGCCACCAAGCUUCUCCAACUCAGAUAAUCCUGCAGCUGAUUCAGACAGUGUGGUGGCACGCACUCUGACCUUCCUCUACCUGCCAACCAAGAACCUCUGGCUGUUGUUAUGCCCAGAUACCCUCAGCUUCGACUGGUCCAUGGAUGCAGUGCCAUUGAUAAAAACCAUCUGUGACUGGAGAAACCUCCACACUGUGGCCUUCUAUACAGGACUCUUUCUCCUUGCCUACUUCAGCCUGAGGAACCCAAGCACCAAGAGAGAGUGCAAUGGAAAAGCUAUCCCCAAUGGCAAGCAGAAUGUGAAUGGGCACAGCUGCCAGUCAGACACAGAGUACCAAGACUCUGAGCCUAAGCCCAGCUUUGCAGAAAAAGUAGAAAAUGGCAUUAAAAACCAUGUCCCCCAGCAGCCAUCACUUCCUUCCACAGAGAACAUCGUUGUCCUGUCGCUGUCUUUGUUAAUAGUCCCCUUUGUCCCUGCCACAAAUUUGUUUUUUUACGUUGGCUUUGUAAUCGCAGAGCGAGUGCUGUAUAUUCCUAGUAUGGGCUUUUGCCUCUUAAUUACAGUAGGGGCCCGAGCCCUGUAUGUCAAAGCCCAAAAACGUUUUCUCAAGAAUUUAAUUUUUUAUGCCACAGGUGCACUAAUUGUUUUUUAUGGGCUCAAGACUGCCAUCAGGAAUGGGGACUGGCAGAAUGAAGAGAUGCUAUAUAGGUCGGGAAUAAAAGUCAACCCAGCAAAAGCUUGGGGUAACCUCGGAAAUGUCCUCAAGAGCCAGAGCAAGAUUUCUGAAGCUGAGAACGCCUAUAGAAAUGCUUUGUACUACCGUAGCAACAUGGCGGAUAUGCUCUAUAAUCUGGGAUUACUUCUACAAGAGAACAGCCGAUUCACAGAAGCCUUGCAUUACUAUAAGCUGGCGAUUGGUAGCAGGCCAACAUUAGCUUCUGCCUAUUUAAAUACUGGUAUUAUUCUCAUGAACCAAGGGAAGACUGAAGAAGCCCGCCGCACAUUCUUAAAGUGUUCGGAGAUCCCUGAUGAGAAUUUGAAGGAUCCUCAUGCCCAUAAGAGCUCUGUUACCAGCUGCCUUUAUAAUUUGGGAAAACUCUAUCACGAACAAGGACGCUAUGAGGAAGCACUCACUGUAUAUAAGGAAGCCAUUCAGAAAAUGCCCAGGCAAUUUGCUCCACAGAGCUUGUAUAACAUGAUGGGUGAAGCCUACCUGAGGCUAAGCAAACUACCAGAGGCAGAACAUUGGUAUGUGGAAUCCUUGAGAUCUAAGACUGACCAUAUCCCUGCUCAUCUCACCUAUGGGAAACUCUUGGCUUUGACAGGACGUAAAAAUGAGGCUGAGAAAUUCUUCUUGAAGGCUAUUCAGCUGGAUCCCACCAGAGGAAACUGUUACAUGCAUUAUGGCCAAUUCCUUCUAGAAGAAGCUCGAGUGAUGGAGGCAGCUGAGAUGGCCCAGAAAGCGGCAGAGCUGGAUAGUGAUGAGUUUGAUGUUGUCUUCAAUGCAGCACACAUGCUCAGACAAGCUAGCCUCAAUGAAGCAGCUGAGAAAUAUUAUGAACUGGCAGCCAGGCUGAGACCUAAUUAUCCGGCUGCCCUGAUGAAUCUCGGAGCCAUUCUCCACCUCAAUGGCAGACUUCUCAAAGCUGAGGCCAACUACCUGCAGGCCCUUCAGCUGAAACCUGAUGAUGUCAUCACCCAGUCCAACCUCCGCAAACUGUGGAACAUCAUGGAAAAACAAGGAUUAAAAACUUCUAAGACAUGACCCAGGAGGCUGGGAACUUCUUAUCUUCUUGAUGCCAAGCCGACUUAAAACGGAACAGGACUUCCAGGAGGUGGUGUGGCAAGAGCUCCCAAUGGAUUUCAUGAUUAAGAGCAGUGGUCAUCGCAACUUCAGGAAAGAUCUAGUCUGUUUUUGGCACAGCAGUUAUGCCAAAAAGGGAAGCGGCGGGAACCUCAUGAAGAAUUGAACUGGUAUCCAUUUUUAAAAUAUAUAUAUAUUAAAUCAGAGCGCUUAAAGCUGAAUAUUUUGGUUUCAAAAAGGAAUCCAAGUUAGAAUUUCGCUGGUUUUCUAUUCAAAUUUUGAAAGUGAGCUUGUUUCUUCAGCACUAUGAGAGGACAUGGCAGCAACUGUCCAUCCAGAGGAAGGCAAAACACAUGGUUAAAAUGGUAACCUGACGUAUUUGUAGAAACUAUAAUUGAUGACAAUUGAGAUGAAAACGAAACCUAUUUGCAGUCUGUCCUAUUGCUGCUGUAUCUCUCCUUAGGGCAGGCUGCUUAUCAAUUUCAGAGGCUUACAGAACUAUUUUUUGAUAUGUUAGGAGCUGUCAGACUCUUGCAGUUCCCUCUUGACAAGUGUACAUCAUAUUUUUUAUUAUGUUGAUGUCACUAGCUUCAUUACUCUGAGCAGUGCUUGCUUUGCCUGUCCUAGAAACAAUAAGCAAUAUGUAGCUAAUUAUACAUCCCCCUAUAUUUCUAACAGGGUGAAAGAUAUUACAUGUCAUGCAUUUAAAAAAAUUCCGUGGUUAACAAAAUUAUUACCAACUUUCCCUCCCCCCCAAAAAAUUUAGAUUGGGCAGCAUAAUGAAAUUUUUAUGCUUUCUAAAAAUUAUUAUUCUUAUUUUUUAAAUCAGUUUGAUUCCCUUAGAUGGAAUACAAUAAAAAGUAAAACAAAACAAAACAAAACAAAAUUAUCUCUUUCAAAAUUAAGCCUGAAGCAAAAACUCAAUCCUAGCAAAAUUUAUAAAUAUUGAAAUCACAAACUAACCAGCAGUUGUUGGGGAGGUUUAAAAAAAUAAAGAAUAUGUUUAGUACCACCCAGAAAACGUUGCCUUUUAAAAAGUGAUUAGACCAAAAGGCUUUUGAGUAACAGUAAUAAGUAUGGCUCCUAGUUGUGUAGCAUUUGGGACAAUGCAGUCAAAUUUCCAUCAAAAGCAUAGCUCCUUAGUUCUUGACCAUGCUACCAACAGCAAUGCUGUUAUAUCUCUACAGUUUGAAUUUAUCCUCCAAGUUAUUAUUGCACUUUUCCUAAAUGACUUCAUAAAAGUAAUUUAUUUGGAGCUGCAGUGUUGUGGAGCUAUAGCCCAUAUUUUUCUAGGUCAUUUGCCAAAUGCUCUCCUUCGUUCAUAAGCAACAUCUUUCAUGAGCAAAUUCGCCAUUACCUUUUAUUACCUGUUGGUGGCUACUAGAGCUUUGGCUUUAAUAUGAGGAGGGGGAGAUCACUGACAGAUGCUCCCACAAGUCACAUUUCAACCUUGAUACUAAAACUCAAGUUGGUAAAACCCCAUCCUAUUGCAAAGUACUUCUUGAAGAAAGUACCUGUACAAUGCUAUAUGUAUUUAUUUAUUUAUUAUUUGACCAGAGUAAAAACAAAGCAAAAUAAUAAAACCUUUUAUUAAGCCAAUCCUCUGCGAAGUAGAUUAGUUUUUUUUCCUUUGCUUUAUCUUUCACACUUCAUUUUUGUAUGAUUACUGCUAAAAGGGAAAUGGGACAUCCAUAUAACUUAUUGUACGUUGUCUCCAAACACCAUAUUUUUUUUCUUUUCCUUUUUGUUUUUGACUAGUUAGGAGAGCACAAUGAGAUUAAAUCAUUUUAUUGUACUCUUCUUGUGGCAUUAAUUUUUUUUAAGCUUGAUAAGACCAAAUUGUAUGAACAUUUUCUGGAUAGGGUUACUAUGUGAGCCCUUUCAAAGAGGGCAUGUAAAUUAUCCUGAGAAAUAUUGAGAUAAAAUGGUCAAAAAAUGAAUGACUAUCAGAUCCCAGUGUUUUCCUAAUGAGGCAUGGAAACCCAAGGUGAAACUAAUAUGGUGGGUAGAAAUAUUUUUCUUCUGCCACAGCUUCAUGGCAAUUUUUUAAAGGGAAUUUAAUAUAAUGAUAUGAAUGAAUUCAGUGUUUAACUGUGGUAUUUAUUUAAAAUGGUUUUUGAACUUUCAUAGCUUCCUGGUCAUAACCCCUCACUGUCUUUCUUUGUUCUUCCUUUCAAUGUGUUGGUUCUCAAGUAUGUCCAUUGAUCACCCAUGAGAGUCACUCCAAGUUGACAUAGCAUCUGAAUAGCAUUGUGGACUGGAUCUGUGUCAAAAGAUGCAAGGAUAUUUAAGAAUGUCCCUGAUGCUUUCCAGUUACAGGGCUGGGCUCAAUAACUAACCAACUUUGGGGGGGAAAGACAUUAAAACAUGAUCAACAAAUAUGUGUCUCUGCUCAGGGAUUUAUGGUGGAUUAUUGCAGACAGUGCUAAAAAUAAAUAAAUAAAGAGCACAAGACAAGUUUACUAAAUUAAAAUUUUAUUUUUUGAGAAACUGUUAUUUGUAUAAAUUAUCAAGAUUUGUAGCCUUUCCUUUUGUAGAAAUAAUUGUUUUAUGUGCCAGAGAAGAGAAAUUCAAUUUUGUUUUCAACAAUAAAGCAUUGAUAACAAA
Molecule: messenger RNA, 5795 nt
Organism: Monodelphis domestica (gray short-tailed opossum)
Lineage: Eukaryota; Metazoa; Chordata; Mammalia; Didelphimorphia; Didelphidae
Gene: TMTC2
Product: transmembrane O-mannosyltransferase targeting cadherins 2
Biological process (GO): protein O-linked glycosylation via mannose
Cellular component (GO): endoplasmic reticulum membrane
Molecular function (GO): mannosyltransferase activity; protein binding
Source: RefSeq, a predicted model, not a curated record